Sycon ciliatum is the source of this 3840-nucleotide messenger RNA. RefSeq names its product xylosyl- and glucuronyltransferase LARGE2s-like. The record is from RefSeq and is a predicted model, not a curated record. Gene Ontology annotation, biological process: protein O-linked glycosylation via mannose. The transcript has a single exon. Gene Ontology annotation, molecular function: glucuronosyltransferase activity; xylosyltransferase activity. Bases 1210 to 3393 code for a protein of 727 amino acids. Lineage: Eukaryota; Metazoa; Porifera; Calcarea; Leucosolenida; Sycettidae.
GGCCUACCUAACUAUUAUUACUUAGUACCUGCCCUCAUCAUGAACGAGCCAAUCGGUAGCUAGCUAGCUGCAGCCCUAGCUGACAUAGCUAUUUUCGCCGCCACCUAGUUUGCCUGCUUGGCGAUGGCAGCUGGCAGAAAGUUACAUCUAGCCCCGUCCUAGCUAGCUAUGACGUGUGCCAAUGCAGACAGCUAGCAGUGCGAGCCGUGGCAAAGGAACGAGCAAUGGUUAGUUCAAUGGCUAGUUCUCAGGGUCGGCAGACUCCACUGAAGUAUGGCUGGUACAAUUAUGUACUCGACUCCUAGGGCAGUAGCCAAUUAACAUCUAUUACCAGUUAGGGACUGAAGAAAGCGUGACCAUACCUUCAGGACUUCUCCCUAGAAGUUAGAACUGUCAGCGCGUCGCAGCAUUCAACAGCAUGCCUGCCCGUAUUACACCUCAGUAUCAUACUAGUAACUUAUAGGUUAGUAGUAAUACCUACACUUCCCACUUCCCACUACCGCUACUCUACGCGCAUUUCAUAGUCAAUUGCACUGUUAGUGUUAGAAAGUGCUUGUAUGGAUAUGGACCAGGUCUUGCUCGCAUGUUGGCUUCUCUUGAACUAAAGUUACUUACUUAGUCUAUUGUUGCCAGCACGCCGAGCAUUGCGUUUGCAGCGCAGUCCGCGCGACAUCCCAUCGCCAUAGUACAGCCGCCGCGUGCUCCUGAUCGCAAGGGCAUGGCGCUUGGCAUGGGGUGGAACUAGGAGACACGUGCAGUGUGUAUCUGGAAAGCAAUUCCCGCCGCAAACUAGCACGGUCGUCAGCUCCCACCACCGUUACUCAACUAACUUACUGGCGUUAGGCGUUACUACGCUGCCUAGUUGACUAACCGGAGAGUCAGGUGUGAAUACGCAGGCUGACAACUAACUGCAAGGUCACAAAAUGAACCAGUGAGGAAUCAGAUCCUGACGGCUUGUCUCCCUCAGGCCUCUAUUCCUCCUCUACCUGAUCAUCGUCGGAAAGGCAAAUAUUCAUUCCCCAGAAACUGGUCUGCAAUAUUGCCACCGCCCUGCGGUGUGUUCGCUGCAGUUCCCAGCCGUCUUUAGUCUGCAGUUUCCCAGCCGUCUUUAGUCUGUUCGCUUACAGUGCUGCCCCGUGUACAGGGUUGGGUGUAGAUCUAUGGACUGCUGCCGUUGGGCGUCCUGAUUACUCUCCUUCCGUCUUGCUGAUGAAACAUGUGCUGCUCGUUGGCCAAUCCGUAAUGGUUGCUGCUAAUGGGAAGAUGGCAUCACCAUGGCGGGCACGGCCGCCGCCGAUCACCAAGCUCACCUUAGGGGUUCUCAUUUUCGUGGCUUUCUGGAUACUACUGGCGUAUAAUUCGCCGUCCUAUACGCUGCUGGAUGAUGAUGAUAAUGAUGCACUGGGAGCAGUCGGAGGUCAGAUCACUGCCAACGGUGAUGUACGCAUGACAAUGGAGAAUCGAUGGCGAGGACGUGACGGGCCUGGCACGAACUGUUCAAAGCGGCUCUCCCCGUCUCCGUGCGAGGAGAUACAUGUGGCUAUUGUUUGUAGCGGUUUCGAGCAAAGUCGCGACAUUGUACCAUUGAUCAAGUCUAGUCUUUUCUACACAAAUAAUCCGGUGCAUUUUCAUUUCAUUUCCGACGAGGACGCACGACUAGUGCUAGGUACACUAUUUAGGACAUGGCAGAUACCUGGCGUUCGCGUCUCCUACUACCCAGCGGAAGGCCUUCAGCGGCUGGUAGCGUGGUUUCCAAACCGACACGAGUUCAAACCCAGCCAAGUGGCAAAGCUUCUCCUGGCAUCUGUUCUACCUCAGGAGCUGGAGAAGGUGAUCGCCCUGAACAUUGAUCUGACCUUCGCCGCCGACAUAGCUGAGCUCUGGUGGUUGUUCGAGGAGUUGGCCGCACAGGACAGGGCAAUAGGUUUGGUUGAAAGCCAGAGUGACUUGUACGCGGGACGCCCGUGGGCCACGUUGGGCGGAGGCUACGACACAGGCGUGAUGCUGAUGCGGCUUAACGAGCUCAGACGCCUAUCCUGGAUGCAAGUCUGGAAGACUGUAGUGGAGAAGAUUACCGACACCAGUGGCGCAGUGUUACGGGCAUUGACCGAUCAGGACAUCAUCAAUGCUGUGAUCAAGGAUUACCCCUACUUGCAUAUGACCUUGCCAUGCACAUGGAACCUGCAACUCAGCAAGCAAACAAUCAGCGAGGUCUGCUUCUCCAAGUUAUCGGAGUUGAAAAUCCUCCACUGGACAUCUCCGAGGAAACAAAACAUCCAGCUGAACAACAUCAACUUCUUUCGCAGCCUGCAUACCACCUUUCUGGAAUACAAUGGUAAUCUUCUACGGCAGCGCUUGCCCUCCACCUGUUCAUCAUCCAAUUCAGCAGGCUACCCUGGCCCCGGCCUGCAUAGGACAGGUACCCUGGACCAAACAGCCAACAAGGGCAGCUGUAGUAAAUUCCGUGAAGCUAGCUCAUUGACCUACCGCACGCAUCUGUUCUACAUGAACUACAAAUGGCCAGAGCCCAAGGCGUUUGACGUUGCACUGGUCGCUCAGCUCUCCAUGGAUCGCCUGCACGUUCUGGAAGCGUUGUGCCUCAGGUGGAAAGGGCCCAUGAGUUUGGCACUGUUCGUCUCCGAUAGCGAGCUGCAGCAGUUCUUGAAGUUUGCGAAUGAAUCGAAGGUCAUUUCCGACCGCACCAACAUCGCCAUCCAUGUUGUCUACAAAGCCGAUGGCUUCCACCCGGUGAACUUUCUGCGCAAUGUGGCAUUGAAUGAAGUACGUCAACCGUAUGUGUUCUUGUCUGAUAUUGACUUCCUGCCUAGGUACGGUAUGUACAAUGAUAUCAGGGCCACUCUGGCAGAAUUUGAGCCAGAGAAUUCCCGGAAAGCAUUGAUUGUGCCUGCAUUUGAAAUCCUGAAUUAUCGCACCCGGGACUUUCCAAAGUCGAAGUCCGCUCUCAUUCGAAUGAUGGAUCAGGAGCAGGUGUUUUCUUUCCAUUAUCAUGUCUGGCCCCAGGGUCAUGCUCCUACGGACUUUAAGAGAUGGAGGACCAGUACUGCUCCAUACCGGGUGAAGUGGGCUGCCAGCUUCGAGCCAUACGUUGUGGUUCCGUCCAAUGUCACUCGGUACGACAUGCGCUUUGUUGGCUUUGGCUGGAACAAAGUCUCGCAUAUCAUGGAGCUCAAUGCUCAGCUGUACGACUUCUAUGUCCUUCCCCACACGUUCAUUAUCCACAUGCCACACGCUCCGUCUCCAGACGUGGCCAAAUAUCACUUGAAGUGGAGCUAUCGGAAAUGCAUGAGUACUCUGAAGAUGGAGUUCCUCCGAGACUUGAUGCGCAAGUAUGGAGCAUCAGCGAUGCGAUACAAGAACUUGAAACUAGACUGAUCUUUGAGAAUGGCUGGACAUCCGCAAUGCUGUCCAUAGUCUCUAUUUAUCUGCCAGAUUGCCUGUGUGUCUAUGUAUCUGUAUGCCUAGUAAAUGGAGAUAGCAAUUGUGUACUACUGUACUAUACUGGCAGUACGCAACAGGAAUAGUCUGGUGACGGUAUGUACUAUUAUAAUUUAUACCUUUCCGUGACCUGCAUGACUGUAAAACAUACGAAAGCAGGACUCGACGGUCACUGAAGAGUCUGUCCGUCUACCCGUCCGUCUGCCUCUCCUGUUUGUUCUCUUUCGUAUCUCCUCCAUCCUCUACUAUCUAAUAACUAUCUCCUCCAGCCUCUAGUAUCUAAUAACUAUCUCCUCCAGCCUCUAGUACCUAAUAACUAUCUCCUCCAUAUGCUGCUUGAAUUGCAAUAGAAUUGGAAGAAAAGAGCCGUGUGAUGUUCUGGAA